CAUGGUUUUGCUCCACAAAUCUUCUUGCAUAAAAUAAGACCCUCUAAAGGGACUUUGUCUAGCUUUCUGAACAUACAUAUAUGACAAAUACAUUUUCAUUGCGUUUCAUUGCAUCAAAUAAAGUAGCACUACUUUUAAGUGUCCCAAAAUCACUUUGAUGAUCAUGAUCAUAAUCAGUGCGACUAAGCUCAUAAAAAUGGCAAGCAAGUGGCAGAAACUGGCUGCCAUUGGACAGAAAAGAAUCGUCCGAAGAGUAGGUUUGGUAGCUGAAAAGGGUCACUUCGUUGUGUAUUCAGGUGAUGGUAGACGGUUUGUUCUUCCGUUGGAGUAUCUCAACGAUGACAUCUUCAGGGAGCUUCUUAGGAUAGCUGAAGAAGAGUUCGGUUUGCCAAGAGAUGGUCCUAUUACGUUGCCAUGUGAUGCAAUUCAAUUGGAAUGUAUAGUCGCUUCGAUCCGACAACGAAAUUCUGAAGAUUCGGACAAGGUGUUGGUAUUAUCCAAAGCUAGUGGUCGUUGUUCGUCGUUUUCUUAUUCACAUCAAGAAACAAUCAGCCGACAGCUGCGGUUAAUAUGCAGUUUCUAAGGAAGGCUUGUGUUUUAUUGAGAAACUACUUUGUGUAAAUUUGGAUACAACAUGUUAAUGAAACUGCAUGCUGAGGAUUUAUAA
Messenger RNA from Ziziphus jujuba (common jujube), 667 nucleotides. Its product is annotated as auxin-responsive protein SAUR68. The record is from RefSeq and is a predicted model, not a curated record. The transcript has a single exon. Gene Ontology annotation, biological process: response to auxin. Bases 158 to 583 code for a protein of 141 amino acids. NCBI's taxonomy places the organism in Eukaryota, Viridiplantae, Streptophyta, Magnoliopsida, Rosales, Rhamnaceae.